AUGAUUGGGAAUAUAAUUAUAAUUACAAUAUUUAUAAGCUUCGUUCUUCGAAGUGUAACUAGUGACAAAGCAUGGGACAGAGUAGAUAUUGAAAGAGCUCCAAGACACCACUAUAAAUAUAAUCAGCCAGUAGAUGAGAUUUACGCCGCUAUACCAGUAGCAGUAGUAUACGAAGACAAAGACAUACAUGAGGAAAAAUCUUCAAAAAACGAGCCUACAAGAACAGGUAAAACCAAAAGUAUUGUAAUAGAUCCAAAUCUGAAGAAUAUUUACAAUAUUUCUGUUCCAUUCUCGAGAAAUGUUAAAGAUGAAGUGGUAGAUAUUACAAGCAAACUUAAAAGUAAUAUAGACGCAAAGAACACAAAAAUAAUGAAUAAUGACACGAAGAUAGAAAUUACUACAAUGGAGGACACUGAUGAUAUUUUCAUUAAUAUAUCUGCAAAUACUUACAAGGAUCAUAAAGAUACAAAUGCAGGCGAAGUCGCAAGUAAAUCUGCAAGUGAUAAUUUCUCGGAAGGUCAUGAAAACAUGAAGAACACAAACAAUAAAACAGAUACUACGAAUGAAAAGCUUGCAGACCAUACACGCUUAAGUCCUAAGAUCGACAAAAACAUAAAAUUAUUGUCUCAGUACUCUACAAAGGAAAUUCAUAUUCCAGUAGUAAUUGUUUACGACACAGAUAAGGACCCGGUCAAGAACAAUAAUGAUCAAAUUUUUGCUACAAGUCCUAAGACACAAGUACCAAAAACCUUUACGCAAAGAACAGAAACAGAUAAAGAAAAAGAAAGUCAACAACAAAAAGGAUUCAUAUUGAGAGCCUCGAGUUUCAAUGAAGAUAAAGUUGACACUACAAUUUCUCACAAACCUAAGCCUCAAGAAAAUAAUGAAGAAGUACUGCAAAGUAAGAAGCAAACCUCUUUUCUAUCAAAAAUGGAAAAAGUAUCUGUCACUCCCCAAAAGCAGAAUAUGACUAUCGUUCCACAAAACGAGCAAAAGACAGAAAGUUCUCAAAAAGAAUUGAAAUCAAGAACAACCGGAGAAACGGUUGAAACGACGAAUAAGAACAGUACCAAAGGUGGGAAAAAAAGACGAGAACGUGACCCUGUUGUUCCUAUCAUCAACUCAAAGAACGAAAUCUAUUCACAAACUGGUGAAUUUAGUUACAGUUACGAAGGAGGAGACGGCACGAAAGCUUUCAGUAAAGGAGAAUUAAAAACAUUUGACGACGAUAAGACUGGUGAAGCUGUUGUCGGGAGUUUCUCAUAUAAAGAUAAAGAAGGCAAUGACUUCAGUUUAUCGUACACGGCGGACGAGAAUGGUUACCGGCCGGUAGGAGAGCAUCUUCCCACGUCACCUCCCAUUCCGCCGGCUAUUGCACGUGCGCUUCGCUACCUUGCCACUAAGACCACUCCACAGCCCGUUACAGAGGCACAAACAUCUUGACCAAAUUUAUCAUAUGCAUCAUGACGAAGCAACUACUAAAUAAAACAGCAAUUUCUUUUCAAAUGACUUCAGGGGUAUUAAUAUUAUGACUAGAAAUCACUUUUAAAUCUUGUGGGCAAUAAUGUGGAAAAGAUAUUUUGACAAAUAUAUGUGGAAAUUCAUUAAUGGCAUUUUAAUACUCAUCUUUAUUGUGUUAAUAUAUUUCAAAUUAGUAAUAAGACCGUAAAAGUCUCAAAUUUAUUAAAAAAAACACUGAAAUAAGAUAUAGGUACUUUUGUUAGGUUACAAAUUUUGUCUGAUAUUUGUGUUUUACAUUUUUUGAACCAAUGACUUGGCUGUAUGGUUUUAUGCCUUUAUCUUUUCAUCAGCAAAGAGAUAUUAAAAAAACAAUAUCCAAUAUUUCUGUAGACAUCAAGCGUUUGAACAAUGUUGUCCGCCAAUAAUGAAAUAAUAAUAACAAUGAUGUCAAAGCUACUUGCAUGUAAGCUUAUUUUUAGAUUAAAGCUUGCUUAUACAUACGAUUUAAAACAUGAUUAUUAGCGAAAUCGUAUGUUGUAUCCGAUGAGUCACCAUUAUAUUUCUGUACCUCCAUUGUAAAAUGGUUAAACUCGAAUUUAUCGAAAAUGUGGAUUUUGAUACAAUUGCGUGUUUUUCGUUUUUUACACUUGUGGUUAUGCGAUCAUUGGCUGCGGAGAUAACGAUUGUGCAAAGGGAUUAAUGUUAGCAAAAAUUUGCAAGUAAUUUGUUCAAAAUGGUUUAUUUUUAAUUUAUCUCACAAGCAAUAGCGACAUUCGCAAAUCGUAUGUUUUAAUUAUGGUUAAUCUCUACUUUUACCUGUAUGAACAAAUUAAAUGUCGUACGAGU
Molecule: messenger RNA, 2307 nt
Organism: Hyposmocoma kahamanoa
Lineage: Eukaryota; Metazoa; Arthropoda; Insecta; Lepidoptera; Cosmopterigidae
Gene: CPR36
Exons: 3
Coding region: 1-1443 (480 amino acids)
Cellular component (GO): chitin-based extracellular matrix
Molecular function (GO): structural constituent of chitin-based larval cuticle
Source: RefSeq, a predicted model, not a curated record